CCUGCAAUGAUGCAGCACAUUCCUCUCCCCCUCCCUGGCCUCUUUGUGGCCUGGGGAGCCCUGGUCGCCUUCCCCAUGGCAUCCCCCAUGCCCACCUUGCUGCCCCCCAUGGAACCCCAGAUCCUUCAGCUGCUGAUGACCAUGGUCUUCCAUGACACCACCACAGCGGCUGACAUGCAGGGCACUGCGAUAUUGGGUGAUGUCCCCACCCACGCCAUGGACUGUGGUACCUGCCCCAUUCGCUUCCACCAGCCCUGGGCCCGCCAGGGGCUGACUCCCAAGCAGUGGACUGACCUGGAAAAAGCUAUUCAUCUCUACCUGGCACUUAUCACCAAUACAAUUGUCACUGCGGUGCAAGGGACCAGUGUGACCUUCCCCUUUGUGAUCCAGAUCCUCAUGGGCUGUGAGGUCCUUCCCAAUGGCACCUCCCACAGCUUUUACCAGAGCGUGCGGGACAGGCACGACUUGGUGAGGUUCAACCUGGCCACGGGUGAGUGGGUGGCUGCACCAGGGGAUGAGAUGGCACAACAGGUUCACCAUAGCUUCAGCCAGGACCGGGGCACAUCCAGCCGGCUGCAGUUCCUGCUCCAGACCACCUGUGUUGCUGGGAUCCUGACCUUUGCCUACUACGGGAAGGAGACACUGAAGAGGCAGGAAAGCCCGGAGGCCGUGGUGUUUGCUCGGCAGUCUUCCAUCGGCCCGCAGCUGCCACUGCUGCUGGUUUGCCGGGUCACUGGCUUCUACCCACAGCCCAUUCGUGUGACCUGGCUGCAGGAUGGUGAGGAGGUGACUGCAGGUCCGGGGCUCAACUCCACCGGCCUCCUGCCCAAUGCUGACCUGACCUACCAGCUGCGCAUUGUUCUGGCCAUUGACCCGGGAGCUGGGCACCACUAUGCCUGCCAUGUGGAGCACAGCAGCCUGGGGAGCCAAGGCCUUGUUGUGUAUUGGGGGCCUGGUGGGCACUGGGCAGUUGGCUUGGCUGUGAGCAUUGCCAUUUCAUUGCUGGCUGCAGCAGGUUUGGCCACUGUCGUGUGGUGGAAGAGACACCGUGAGUCCUUCUCCCUUCCCCAGGGGACAAAGGGAUGGUGCCCCCAAUGCAUGCAUCCCGAGCACACCACUCUCUGUCUCUCCUUGCAGGAUACAUGCAGCCACUGCUGUAGCUGUUCCCUGCACCCCCGAGUUCUUCAGUGACUGUGAUUCUUGAACUAAGCAAGACCAGCCAGACCUAACACCCUUGGAUCAGCAAAAAGGGGUUGGUCAGGCUAGAAGCCUGGACACCUGGGUUGCCUACCAGGGCUAGGAGAAAAAUGAGAUUGGGGUAGGGGAAUGGUAGUUAGCAAUCAGGUUGGACUGGGAUCCAGGGCACCUGGGUUCUCUCUCAGGUUAAGGAGGGAAGUGGAGGCUGGUACGCUAGAGCAAAGGGGACUGGGAAACUGGAUGCGUGACUUCCCUCCCAGUUGAGGUAUGCAAAAUAAAAUGCUUGGGAUCAAUA
Molecule: messenger RNA, 1492 nt
Organism: Gavialis gangeticus (Gharial)
Lineage: Eukaryota; Metazoa; Chordata; Crocodylia; Gavialidae
Product: antigen-presenting glycoprotein CD1d-like
Exons: 5
Coding region: 7-1191 (394 amino acids)
Biological process (GO): positive regulation of T cell mediated cytotoxicity; antigen processing and presentation, endogenous lipid antigen via MHC class Ib; antigen processing and presentation, exogenous lipid antigen via MHC class Ib
Cellular component (GO): external side of plasma membrane
Molecular function (GO): lipopeptide binding; endogenous lipid antigen binding; exogenous lipid antigen binding
Source: RefSeq, a predicted model, not a curated record